CAACAAACAAAUGCAUUUUAUUUUUUUUUAGAGUCGAGAAGUUUUUGUGCUGGCCGAGUGACUCAAAAUGCUUAUCAAAAUUCAAAUAUUAAAGCAAACCAUUAAUGUUAAACAUAAAAAGUUGAUUUUCUGCUUAUAAAUCAACAUUUUUUAAUAUUUUGAGGUAAAUUGUUAUUCUUUAGGAAUAUUUUAUAAGUAAUUAAUGUGGUAUUUGAUUUUGCAUCACUGAUGAAGUAGCUUCUUACAAUUGAACAAGAGUAUGGCAGCAGAUUUUGAAAUUGUUUCGAAAACUGUAAACAAACAAUCCAUACACUUUUUUAACUUGACAUGAGAAGAUCAUUAAGUCAACUUUUGCAAUACUCCAGGCGCUUAAAUCAAAAACCUUACCGAAAUUUUGGAUUUAGUUCGAGUUUGAAAAAUGUGAAGAAAGAUAUCGUUGAAAGUCUUGAAAGAUUAGCUUUGGUUGAUUUUUCAACUGAAGCAGGCAUUCAGCGGCUAGAACAAUCUAUAAAAUUUGCUGAUAAAUUGAUGGAAGUUGAUACCUCUGCUGUUGAGCCAGUGAUUAAUACUGUGUAUAAUUGGAAUGAAAAUCUUAGAGAUGAUGAGCCAAUUGAUAAAUCAUAUAGAAAAGAAUUGAUGGAAGUAUGUCCUUCCUCUGAAGAAUUUUAUUAUGUUGCACCACUAGGUACAUUUUCAAGAAAUAAAGUGGAAUCAGAUUGAUCAUACUUCUCAAGAAUGGUCUUUCUGUCAUUGUUAAUCUCUUUUCAUCUUCAUAAGAUAUUAGUAGAAGAGUUUUAUCAUUCUAUUGCAAUAUUUAUUAAAGUUACUUAAGAAAAGCCAUUGUAAAAUGUAUUCAUUCCAUAAAGGUAUUUUUAAUAUAAUUGAACUUUAAUGGAUUUAAAUGAAUGAAGAUUUCCAAUUUUC
Molecule: messenger RNA, 924 nt
Organism: Argiope bruennichi
Lineage: Eukaryota; Metazoa; Arthropoda; Arachnida; Araneae; Araneidae
Gene: GatC
Product: glutamyl-tRNA(Gln) amidotransferase subunit C, mitochondrial-like
Exons: 5
Coding region: 328-720 (130 amino acids)
Biological process (GO): mitochondrial translation; regulation of translational fidelity; glutaminyl-tRNAGln biosynthesis via transamidation
Cellular component (GO): glutamyl-tRNA(Gln) amidotransferase complex; mitochondrion
Molecular function (GO): glutaminyl-tRNA synthase (glutamine-hydrolyzing) activity
Source: RefSeq, a predicted model, not a curated record